Molecule: messenger RNA, 1806 nt
Organism: Anarrhichthys ocellatus (wolf-eel)
Lineage: Eukaryota; Metazoa; Chordata; Actinopteri; Perciformes; Anarhichadidae
Gene: tmem106ba
Product: transmembrane protein 106Ba
Exons: 8
Coding region: 83-865 (260 amino acids)
Source: RefSeq, a predicted model, not a curated record
CCAUUGGUGUGUCGAGCCACAACAACACAGCGAGAAGACGACGAAUGUCAAACAAGUAAAACACGGACAGACAGCUGCAGCUAUGGGCAAGCUCCAUUCCCACUUGGCCAACCCCAAAGAUGAGAGUCAGGACUCGCUGACGGCCUCCGGGGAGUACAGAGACGGCGAGGAGGACGGAAAGAAUGGAGACGUGUCUCAGUUCCCCUACGUGGAGUUCACCGGACGGGACAGCGUCACCUGCCCGACGUGUCAGGGCACCGGCAGGAUACCACGAGGUCAAGAGAAUCAGCUCGUGGCUCUGAUUCCAUACAGCGACCAAAGGCUCCGGCCGAGCAGGACAAAGCUGUAUGUCACGAUAUCAGUGGCCCUCUGCCUGCUGCUGUCCGGCCUGGCUGUGUUCUUCCUAUUCCCUCGCUCUAUUGAUGUCUCCUAUGUGGGAGUGAAGUCCGCCUACGUCUCCUACGACCUGGACAAACGAAUUGUCUAUCUCAACGUCACGAGCACUCUGAACAUCACCAACAAUAACUACUACACCGUCUCUGUGACCAACAUCACAGCCCAGGUGCAGUUCUCCAAGACGGUGAUCGGCAAGGCCAAGUUCAACAACAGCUCCGUCAUCGUACCGCUGGAUGAGCGACAGAUCGACUACACUGUUCCCACCACCAUUGCUGAUGAGAUGAGUUAUAUGUUUGACUACUGCACCUUGCCGACCAUUAAAGUUCACAACAUAGUGGUCAUGAUGCAGGUGACGGUGACCACGUCGUACUUCGGCCACACGGAGCAGGUCUCCCAGGAGAUGUACCAGUAUGUGGACUGUGGGGGGAACACCACCUCCCUGCAUGGCCGUGUGCAGGUCUACCAGUAAAGAAAGAGGCAAAAGAGCGAAUGCGUCAAACUCUGCUGUGACUGAGGUUCUCACGGAGAACACUGGGCCGACUUCCAGAGAGGAAACCUUUGCUCGCUCACAAUGGAACGACAUAACAUUUCAUAACUAGUCGGUGGCUCAUUCAUUCUUAAAUUCCAAACCGGGUCUAAUGUGAUGUCAGAUUGACAGACUGGUCAAAGCAGAGAGAAUUUAGCAGGAUCUGCCGUGAGGUUUAUUGUCAUUUUUCCACCCUGGUGCCAACAAAACAGACAUAAAUCAUGUAAUAUUCACAUUGAUAGACACUCCCAUCAUGUUUACAUUGUCACUCGUUAACAGUUAAAUUAUUGGAAGCAGUGGCUUCACAUAUGAUGCACUUUAACAUGGUCAAUAACCACAGAUAUUAAUAAGAGUGUUGAGUUCUCCCUGCUAUUCUAUACCACUUUUAAUAAAAAAAUACAACAGCUAACGUUCAAGAGUAAACCCACCUCUUCCUGCUCUUUUUAUUCUGUUUCAUCAAAAUAUGAUUCUUGAUAUUCGUGCAGUAUAGAUGAUGUUUUAUCUUAUGUCAUUUCUUUCUUUUCAUUUGGAGUAUAGGUAGUGCGAGUCUUUUCCUUUGUUUAGCUGGCUGUCAUUCGGCGGAGUGAUUUAAAAGCAGACGUGACUACUAUGAAGACUGCAACAUGUUACGAGGAGGUUACAAAAUACAUAUUUUGAAAAGGGAUAACUUUUUAUUCUACUGUGGGAGCAUUACCGUGAGCUAUGAGAUACAGAAAUGUGUAAAUGUAAAAUGUGUACUUUCUGGCUUUCUUCCCUUUAGAUUCAGGUUAUUCUAUUAUUGUGUGUGCUAUGGUGUCAUUUUGCAAUGAGGCGUUUGCUAUUUUAACCCACUCUGCAUCUAUAGCUUGUAUCAUGAGUUGACUUAAAAAUAACUAUGACUUCCU